AACAAACAACAGAGAAUCCCUAAAACCCUAAACUCAUAAACCCCCAUUCCCGCCACUGUACCAGUUCAUGCAGGCAACGCACCCGUUUCACUUCCCCAACACUUCCCCAAAGCGAUGAACUUCAGGUUCCACAACCUCCUCGGAGUCCCCUACCGAGGGGGCAACGCGGUCAUUUCCAACAACACCCUGCUACUCUCCCCCAUUGGUAACCGCGUCGCCGUCACCGACCUCCUCAAGUCCCAAACCUCCACGCUCCCCAUCCAAUCCUCCUCCAACGUCACCCGCAUCGCCGUCUCCCCCGACGCCACCUUCCUCCUCGCCGUCGACGACCGCAACCGCUGCCUCUUCAUCAACCUUCGCCGCCGCAUCCUCCUCCACCGCAUUACCUUCAAGCACCGCGUCGCCGCCGUCGAGUUCAGCCCCGACGGCGCCCUCAUCGCCGUCGCCGCCGGCAAGUUCGUCCAGAUCUGGCGCUCGCCGGCGUUCCGCCGUGAGUAUUUCCCCUUCGAGCUGGUUCAGACCUUCGCCGACUUCGACGCGAAGGUCACCGCCAUUGAUUGGAGCCCCGACUCGAAGUACCUACUCGUCGGGUCCAAGGACCUAACCGCGAGAAUCUUGUGUUUGAAGAAACUGAAUAGGGGUGUUAAGAAGAGGCCUUUUAUGCUCCUAGGGCAUAGGGAUUCUGUUGUAGGGUCGUUCUUCGGUGUCAAUUCGAAUGAUAAUAGGGUUUGUAAGGCUUAUACCGUUACUAGGGAUUGUUAUUUGUUUAGCUGGGGUUUUAGUUUUGAUGGUGAGGGUGAGGGUGAUGGUGAGGGUUCCGAGCCUCCGUCUCCGGGUACGCCGGAGAGGGAUGUGGAUGGGAAUUUGGAGAUUAGUGAGAAUGAUGGUGUGAGGAAGAGGAAGAAAAUUGAUGUUGAGGAUGGUGAUGAGGGUUAUUUGAGUAGAGGGAAGUGGGAGUUAUUGAGGAAGGAUGGUUUUAUGCAGGGAUCGGCGAAGGUGACGGCGUGUGAUUAUCAUAGAGGGCUGGAUAUGGUGGUUGUUGGAUUUUCUAAUGGCCUGUUUGGUUUGUAUCAGAUGCCGGAUUUUGUGUGCAUUCAUUUGUUGUCUAUAUCGAGGGAGAAGAUUACCACUGCGGUGUUUAAUGAGCUUGGGAACUGGUUGACUUUUGGCUGUGCCAAACUGGGGCAGCUUCUGGUGUGGGAGUGGAGGUCCGAGAGCUACAUUUUGAAGCAGCAGGGUCAUUACUUUGAUGUGAACUGUGUUGCAUAUUCGGCAGACUCGCAACUCCUUGCUACUGGAGCAGAUGAUAAUAAAGUGAAGGUGUGGACUCUUUCCUCGGGCUUUUGCUUUGUUACAUUUUCUGAGCAUACAAAUGCUGUUACGGCUCUACAUUUUAUGGCAAGUAACAAUUGCCUGCUUAGUGCAUCACUUGAUGGGACCAUUCGAGCAUGGGAUUUAUUACGUUACCGGAAUUUUAGGACAUUUACAACCCCUUCUUCAAGGCAGUUUGUUUCUCUGACAGCUGAUCAAAGUGGUGAAGUGAUAUGUGCUGGCACUAAAGAUUCCUUUGAGAUUUUUGUUUGGUCAAUGAGAACGGGUCGGUUAUUGGAUGUGCUUAGUGGCCAUGAAGCUCCUGUUCAUGCGCUGAUGUUUUCUCCUACAAAUGCUGUCUUGGCUUCAUCAUCAUUUGACAAAACUGUUCGGUUGUGGGAUGUCUUUGAUGGAAAAGGAGCAGUUGAAACCUUUCCUCACACGCAUGAUGUUCUUACAGUAGCUUAUCGUCCAGAUGGAAGGCAGAUAGCUUGCAGCACAUUAGAUGGGCAAAUUCAUUUUUGGGACCCAAUAGAGGGUUUGCUGAUGUACACCAUAGAAGGUUCUAGAGAUAUUGCUGGUGGGCGUCUUAUGACUGACCGUAGAUCAGCUGCUAACUCAACUUCAGGGAAGUUCUUCACAACCUUGUGUUAUUCAGCUGAUGGAAGCUACAUAUUAGCUGGAGGAAGUAGCAGAUACAUCUGCAUGUAUGAUGUUGCAGAUCAGGUGUUGCUUCGACGUUUCCAGAUAACUCUCAAUCUCUCAUUAGAUGGAGUGCUUGACAUUUUAAACUCAAAGAAUAUGACACAAGCUGGCCCACUAGAUUUGAUCGAUGAUGACAAUAGUGACAUUGAAGAAGGUGUUGACAAACAAACACGAGGGAAAAUAGGGUUAGACUUGCCAGGAUCUAUGCCUAAUCGUGGAAGGCCUGUUAUUCAGACAAAAUGCCUGAGAAUUGCGCCAACAGGGCGGAGUUUUGUUGCAGCAACAACUGAGGGAGUUUUGGUUUAUUCUGUUGAUGAAUCGUUCAUAUUUGAUCCAACUGACCUAGAUAUUAAUGUUACACCAGAGGCUGUUGAAGAAGCUAUUCAUGAAAAUCAACCAAGUAAAGCCUUGAUUCUUAGCCUUCGUCUGAAUGAGGAUUCUUUUAUUAAAAAAUGUAUAUUUUCGGUUAGUCCAGCAGAUAUUCCAGCGGUUGCCACAUCAAUCCCUUACAGAUAUAUCCAGCGAUUAGUUGAGGCACUUGCGGAUCUUCUAGAAAACUGCCCACAUUUGGAAUUUAUACUUAGAUGGUGUCAGGAGCUCUGCAAAGCCCAUGGAAAUUCUAUUCAGCAGAACUCUAGAAAUCUGUUACCAUCAUUAAAAUCCUUGCAAAAGGCAAUCACUAGAAUACAUCAGGAUCUUGCAGAUACAUGCUCCUCCAAUGAAUAUAUGCUGCGAUAUUUAUGUUCUUCUGGAGCCAAGGAAUGACUGUUAAGAAUUCACGAGUUGGAUGUUAUCUGCUUUGUUCAAGAAUCCUUGUCCAAUAUGAGUAUUAUUUUAACGGGGUACCUGAUGAGCAUCAUUCGCAAGUAGCAACCUGCAACCUCUGAAGAAUCAAGCAAGAUUUUGAUGUAGCUAGUUGCGAAGCACCAUCUUCUCCUUCUUGUUUCCAAAGGAAGUUAUCCUUGACUGAAGUUUCAAUUUUCUGGAAGGUGUGGCAUCUGCCAGGUUUGUUUCAUGGCCUACUUGCAAUUCAACCAAGACAUAUUGAGAAUUACACACUAGAGUGACAUUUCUUUGUAAUGUGGUGGUUAACAGAUUGCAGAGGUUGAAAUUCUUGCUUGAUAUGCCCAGCAGUGUGUUUCGAAUCAAAUAUUUUAGAAUUAAUUAAUGACAAAUGGUUACACAGAAAUUUUUGGUCGGAAUUUUUUCGUUGAUAUUAACUUGUUUGUUGAUUCUCGGAUUGGUAAGUAAUCUUGACAGCAACCAGCUUUGAGUUGUAUUAAAUUUUGGUCUUUUUCCUUUGGUGUCGUGUACCAUUGUUCUUAUGUUUAUACAUGAAAUUUACUGUUCGCAA
Molecule: messenger RNA, 3370 nt
Organism: Cajanus cajan (pigeon pea)
Lineage: Eukaryota; Viridiplantae; Streptophyta; Magnoliopsida; Fabales; Fabaceae
Gene: PWP2
Product: periodic tryptophan protein 2
Biological process (GO): ribosomal small subunit assembly; maturation of SSU-rRNA from tricistronic rRNA transcript (SSU-rRNA, 5.8S rRNA, LSU-rRNA)
Cellular component (GO): Pwp2p-containing subcomplex of 90S preribosome; small-subunit processome
Molecular function (GO): protein binding
Source: RefSeq, a predicted model, not a curated record